AUGUCAACUCACGUGUAUCCACCGGGGACAGACUUCAGGUCGACUCCAGACUAUAAGGGCGGUGUUCUUCGGGCUCUCAAUGCCACUCUCAUCCCUGUCACGACGUUGUUCUUUGGUAUGAGGAUAUACGUCAGGUUGUUCAUGACGAAGAAUGCUGGGUUGGACGAUGCGCUUGGUCUUGUAGCCUAUCUGUUCGCGGUUGUAUUGUCGAGUUUUGACCUUGUCACUGUCCAAUAUGGAAGUGGCGCACACAUUGCCCUCGUCCCGCCGGAGACACUUCGCAAGUUCUUCAAUAUACUACCUACGCAAACCAUGUGGUAUUUCUGGGCAACAUGUUUCGUGCGUCUGACAGUCGCAGCAUUUCUGCCUCGCUUGAGCAAAGAGAGACUUUAUUUGUACCUUAUAUAUGGGAUUGCUGCCUUUACCGUUGUACAGACGACUGUUUGCUUCCUGUACAAACUGUUGGAGUGUAGGCCAGUCAAAGACUUAUGGCUACCACCUGAUACGCCUGGAACGAAUUGUGUUUCUCAAGCUGCGAAUGAAACGAUGAUGACUAUCAACGCCGUAUUUGGCAUUGCCAUAGAAUGCGCCUUGCUGGCUCUUCCCAUCUGGAUUGUCUCUAGGAAAAUGAUGGUCUCUCGCAAGAUGUUUCAGGUAAUUCUCAUCUUCUGCGUCGGUAUCUUCGUCAUCAUGGCUGGUGUCGUCCGUCUGUACUACAUGAAGACACUUCUGUUCGCCAGCGAACCAACAUUCCAUAUGUCAACCACCGGAGUCUGGUCUGAUCUUGAAGUUCACCUGGGUCUCUGGUGCGCGUGUUUUCCUGCACUACAACCAAUCAUACGAAUCGUAUCCUUCAAGCUCGGAUUCCGCUCCAAACUUCUCAGCUAUGACAAUACGCCUGGUAAGAGAAGUGGUGGUCCUUCCGGUCAUAUGCGUGGUACCACGGGUGCCCAGCGCUCGACUCACGGAUAUUUGAGAAGUGGAGUGGGGGUUGAUAAGCAGUGGACGGAAGCGGACUCUGAUAGCCAGAAGGGGAUUGUUUCGGAGGUAAAGAGCUUUGAGAUGGAAAACUUGGGACAAAUACAUAAGCAGACAGAUGUUCAGGUCAUCAUAGAAGACAAUGGUGAUGGACAGAAGAAAGUUGGGAGACAGGAGAACUGGAUUGACGUUUGA
Messenger RNA from Cadophora gregata, 1173 nucleotides. RefSeq lists its product as uncharacterized. The transcript has 8 exons. NCBI's taxonomy places the organism in Eukaryota, Fungi, Ascomycota, Leotiomycetes, Helotiales, Ploettnerulaceae. The record is from RefSeq and is a predicted model, not a curated record. Bases 1 to 1173 code for a protein of 390 amino acids.